Podarcis lilfordi (Lilford's wall lizard) is the source of this 1893-nucleotide messenger RNA. NCBI's taxonomy places the organism in Eukaryota, Metazoa, Chordata, Lepidosauria, Squamata, Lacertidae. The record is from the annotation of a GenBank genome assembly.
AUGGUGUUUACAAGACAGAGCUAUAAAGAGCUGGGAAUUCCCCUCAUCAAAGCGGCUGAACCCUCUACAAGAGGAAGGCAGGUGAAAAUCUCACAAUAUUUUAAACCGAAAACAGACAAAAUAAAUAAUGCUGACAAACGACACCCCCACGAAUGGUCCAUAGACCGUACCAGGUACGGGGAGCUAAUGGAAACAGAUGAAGAAGGGGUGGGAGUCAGUCUGGCAAUGGAAAUAAAACAAGCUGCCAUAGAAGAUGAAACCUCAGUGAAUCAACCGGGGCUGGAGCAGGAACAAGAGUCACAAGAGGAAAACCCAGUAAUUAAGACAGAUGAGCCCUCCCAGGGACCAGGGCCCGGGGAGAAGACGGGGUUUCACACUGUGACGAAUGGGGACCCGGAGGACACAAGAGCCCAAUAUCUGGACUUGGAAUGCCUUCCCUACAUACUAACAGGGCUAUAUAAUGAUCUGUUAAAUGAACAGAAGUCGCAGAUAGGCAGAGAUCUGGGUCACAUCAAAGACUUCCUCUCAGAAUGCUUGGGCCUACUUACCACUUUGACUGAAAUAACUAGGAGAAUAGACAACUUGCAUUCAUAUAAAAUUCUCUCUAGCACACCAAACGAUAACACCAGUAAGGAAAAUAAAACCCGACAUAAUGUGGAAAAAAGGAAAACAUCUAGGAUCAAAGCAAACCAGAAGGGAAACUUAAUUGACCCUAAGAAACCCCUCUUAAAGGGGAAGUGCCCCAGGAAUAAAGAGAAGAAGCCCAAGAACGUAAAAAUGGGAAGGAAGACAAAGCUCCCAUCUCGAACAAAGAAAAUGAACCUCACAAGACUAUUUAAGCUAUUAGAAAAUUCAAAUCCAACGAACCCAGCUAACCUAGUCCUGCCACCCCUUGAUAAAAGCCGAAGCCCAAGCCCAAAUAAAAACCUCCAUAAGGCUGGGCUUUUCAAUUCAACAGAGGAACUCCAUAAGGCUAGGCUUCAUAAUUCAACAGAGCAACUAGCGCUCCCGAAUGGAACCGCGGGAAAAUCAAGAGAAAACCCGAUCCCUAAGCAAGAAACUACUCCUAAAACAACAUACUCUCGCAGAAAUCUAAUUCUAAACAAACAAAAACUCAUCAUCCUACCUGUAUACAUGCACAAAGACCUCCUUUCUCCAGCACAACAGAGAAUUUAUAUUCUCAAGAAAACUGAAUUAGCCGUUAGAGGGUUCGUCCCAGCAGAAAACAUCAUUAAUGUUAAAUUUCUGCCAUCAGACAAGGACCUAAACAGAGUUGUGGUAACAUUCAGAGACUGGCACACAACCAAACUAGUUUCAGACAAUAAGGACAAGCUACAAAGGGUUGGAUUGCAGGUGACUCGCCUAUUCGAAGUGUCCGGUACUCCCACUCCUCUCAUCGAAACAAUCAAGACUGAUAAGAUAAAAAUAAAGCCGACAAUGUCUAUGACGGACGAGAACUGUAAGAUGCUUCAACUAGAGGCAGACAAAGCCCCAAACCAGCUGGCUAAAAGACCAAAAACCCUAUCCCCAAAUCACGUACCAGAUGAAAGCUCCAACAUAGAGAAGGAAAACCGCUUCAUAGCAACUAUUGAACAAAUACAUAAAGCUCAGGACGCACUAAUUGAAAGAUUAGCAUCCAUAAGGAAAACUAUUACACUCCUAGCCACACCCGUCACCAGGGAAUUUAACUAUGCAACCUAUACCACAAAACCUCUAUCCAACAGUGAGUGGAUACUAAGGCUAUUCCUAUCGCCAGAGGAACUCGGACCUACGGAACCACCUAUAACAAAGAAAACAAUAACACAUCAAGCUGAAAUAGCGGUACCACCAGGCAAGAACGGUUCAAUCUUUGUGGACAACCUAGGAGCCCUAGACACCAUCCACACGGACUGA